AUGGCACUGGAGUUGGCCGCACCGCCUUUGCACGAGCACUUGGCGAAUCCUCCGAGUCGGAAAGCGGCUGGCCGUGAGCAAGAGUGGGGCGGCUGUGACUCACAGCUGUCACUCGGCCGGCAGGAGCUUAGGCCGCGCGGGUUGGCCUCCUCGGAGGAGGUGGCGGCGAAGGUGGUGGCCUCUGAUGGGCACAGCUGGCUCAAGUACGGUCGGAAGAAAGUCCGCCAUUCGGGUGCCACCAGGUGCUACUACAAGUGCAGCAUGUCUAAGGCCAUCCCUCGCUGCCCCGCCAGGAAGACCGUUGACAUCAAAAGCCUCGACUCUAUUCAUGUCACCUACCGAUGCCGCAUCCAUAACCACCCCGUAGUUCCCAACCGCCGUUCACCCUACUACCACCCUAACGUUCCCGUUGGCGAUACGAACUGCCGUGCCGACCACCAUAUCAACCUUACGGCUUCACAAGGUGUGGUUGGCCCUGUGGCACCUGGCACCGUUCGACCUGUUGCUUCUGGUGGGGAAUUGAAGGAGCUCGUGCAAUCUUUGCAGCAUGAGAGCGUGGGAGUGAUUGCUUCUGGCAGUGGGACAGACGCUGGUUGUGCUCCUGUUGCUGCUGGUGGUGGUGCUGGUGAUGCUGCUGUUUGGCUUGCCGCUUCUUGUGGCGACUGGGAGGCCCUCGUGCCAGCCUUGCAGCGUGAGAGCGUGGGAGUGACUUCUGGCAAUGGGUCCGACGCUGGUUGUGUUGCUGCUGCUGCUGGUGGUGCUGGUGAUGCUGCUGUUCGAGCUGGUGGUGCAGGUGCUGCUGAUGCUGCGGCUGGUGCUGGUGGUGGUGGUGGUGGUGGUGCUGCUGCUUCUGCUGCUGCUUCUGCUGCUGCUUCUGCUGCUGCUGCUGCUGCUGCUGCUGCUGCUGCUGCUGCUGCUGCUGCUGCUGCUGCUGCUGCUGCUGCUGCUGCUGUUGCUGCUGCUGCUGCUGCUGCUGCUGCUGCUGCUGCUGCUGCUGCUGCUGCUGCUGCUGCUGCUUCUGCUGCUGCUGCUGCUGCUGUUAUUACUGCUUCUUCCGACGGUGGUGGUGCCGCUGAUGCAGAUUGGGCCGCCGAUUUGACAAACGAGGUUUUCUCACUGCUGGGAGCAAGAUCGCCUUUGGUUCAAGAGCUCCAAGAGCUUUUACAGCGGCGCAGUCUCACCUAUGUGGGACUUCUAUCAGAUGGUGAUGGUUGUGAGGAGAUGGUGGUGGAUGAGGAGGAGCAGACAGCAGCUUGUGUGAAAAACAUUCCAAAGAAUCCCUUACUCGUUAUUCCUUGUGAAGGGCAAGAAACGUCGUUGCACCAUUCCCUGAAGUCACCUCAGAAGGACGACCAUCGUGCACACGGAGUGGGAGAGAAGUCAGAACGUUUCUUUAGGUUCCAAGUGCCGUUGUGUGAGGGGCAUCACUCCUUUGGGGCGCCUCAAAAAGGGGACGGGAAUGAGGAGCUGGAGCACGGAUUUUCAGAAGCCGUGCUGCCAAGACCACUGAGGCCUGUUUUGGUUGCUGCUGUGACGGACGGCUGUGCUACUGUGACUGAUGGCUGUGCUGCUGCGACUGACGGCUGUGCUGCUGUAACUGACGGCUGUGCUGCUGUGACUGACGGCUUUGAUCCCGUUACUGAUGGCUGUACUCCCGUUACUGAUGGCUGUGCUGCUGUGACUGACAUCUGUGCUACUAAGGCUGACAGCUGUGCUCCUGGGCAACUCACCCGUUCGGAUGCGCUGCAGAUUCUUUUUGAGUUGACGCAUGAUUCAUCCUUGGCUAACAGCUGUUCUGCAUCUGAUGCUCUGGAGGUUCAAGCAGAGCGUGAUGCGCUGUCACAGCAGCAGCAGCGGCAGCAGCAGCGGCAGCGGCAGACGCAGCAGCAACGGCAGCAGCGGCGGCAGCGGCAGCAGCAGCAGCAGCAUCAGAAGAAGAACCAGCAGCAACCACCACCACCGAAGCAGCAGCAAAUGCAACUCAAGCAGCAACAACAUCAUCAGUCACUCACUAUCACAGCUUUGCUGCUGUCGAUUGCCAAAUCUGCCAAAGAGCGCCUUGCGACCCUAGACAUUCUCAGGACCGUGCCUGCUGCUGUGCCUGCUGUUCUCUCCAACCCUAGCGUCCCAUGCACCGCCCGCGUUUCAGACUAUGCAGCGGCUGACAUGCGGCACGAACUUCAGUCUUGGCUCGAUGGUGCUGCUUAG
This is a messenger RNA of Closterium sp. Naga37s-1, 2208 nucleotides long. The record is from the annotation of a GenBank genome assembly. NCBI's taxonomy places the organism in Eukaryota, Viridiplantae, Streptophyta, Zygnematophyceae, Desmidiales, Closteriaceae.